AUGUCGAAAAUUUUCGAUAAUUUAUUAUCAACUAAAUCUUUACAUUCAAAAGAUCCUAUUGAUCAAUAUAUUUUCAAUCAUUCACUUCGUUAUACAUCUGAACAACUUGAACUUUUAGAAGAUAUUAAAAAUUUACCAGAAAAAAUUCAACCAUGGUUAGGAUCAACAGAUGAAGCACAAUUUUUUCAAAUACUUAUUCGACUUAUGAAUAGCAAACGAGCAAUUGAAAUUGGUACAUUUACUGGUUAUACAUCCUUAACUAUUGCUUUAGCACUUCCAUCUGAUGGUGAAUUAAUAACAUGUGAUAUAACAGAUGAAUAUGUUCGUCAAGAUAUAUGGAUAAAAGCUGGUGUACGAAAUAAAAUUAAUUUACAAAUUCGUCCAGCAUUAGAAACUUUACAUAAUUUACUUGAAAAAUAUGGUGAAAAUUCAUUUGAUUUUAUAUUUAUUGAUGGUGAUAAAAAAAAUUAUCUUCAAUAUUAUGAAUUAUCACUUCAAUUAAUACAUUCAAAUGGUUUAAUUGUAAUUGAUAAUACUUUAUGGAAUGGACGUGUAUUAAAUAAAAAUGAUACAUCAAUUGAAACUAUAACAAUACGUCAAAUAAAUGAACUAAUUAAAAAUGAUAAUCGUGUUGAUAUAAGUUUUUUAAGAUUAGCUGCAUUUAACCGUGCAAAAGAACUAGUUAGUAAUUUGAAUAUAUUACCUUCAUUAAAGGAAUGUAAUGCUUGUGAACGUAAUGGUUUAAGUAAAAAUAUAUCUGAUAGUAUUAGAUUCAACAUUAAUUCGGAUAAUUAUUUAGCAACGGAUUCAGGUUCUUCAUCAGAUUCUGAAUCUGAUUAUGAUGAUGAAGCAAUGGAAAGUAAUGAAUUUGAUAGUGAUCUAAUCAAUGUGGAUGAAGAAGAUAAAGAUGCGGCAAUGACACAAAACUUUGAUGAAAUUAAAACUGAGAAAAUAAAUUUUACUGGUAUACGUAUAUUCGAUUCGAUUAAUCCAGGAAUGAAAAACUCCUAUUUUCAAGUGCAAAUAAAUAACAAGACUAAAUUUAUACACAAGCAAACGGCUUGUUGGUUAUUGACCGACAAAGUUAGCCGUUUAUCGGCUGAUAGAUUAUCACGAGUGAUAGAAACAAACAAAAAGGAUUGA
Molecule: messenger RNA, 1143 nt
Organism: Rotaria sp. Silwood1
Lineage: Eukaryota; Metazoa; Rotifera; Eurotatoria; Philodinida; Philodinidae
Source: the annotation of a GenBank genome assembly